AUGGAGGUCACCAAUGUUAUGGAGUAUGAGGCCAUAGCCAAGCAGAAGUUGCCCAAGAUGGUCUUUGACUACUAUGCCUCUGGUGCUGAGGACCAGUGGACUCUCAAGGAGAACAGGGAGGCUUUUUCAAGGAUUCUGUUUCGCCCGCGCAUUCUCAUAGAUGUUUCCAAAAUUGACAUGACCACGACCGUUUUGGGAUUCAAGAUUUCGAUGCCGAUUAUGAUUGCUCCUACUGCCAUGCAGAAAAUGGCCCACCCCGAUGGGGAGUAUGCAACUGCAAGAGCAGCAUCAGCAGCUAACACUAUUAUGACACUCUCAUCAUGGGCUACUUCCAGUGUUGAAGAGGUUGCCUCCACCGGGCCAGGAAUUCGCUUCUUCCAGCUAUAUGUCUACAAAGACCGGAAUGUAGUCGCGCAGCUGGUUAGAAGAGCCGAAAGGGCGGGGUUCAAAGCAAUAGCUCUUACUGUGGAUACUCCAAGACUUGGUCGCAGAGAAGCGGACAUUAAGAACAGAUUUGUUUUACCACCAUUUUUGACCCUGAAGAAUUUUGAGGGUUUGGACCUCGGAAAGAUGGAUAAAAGUAAUGACUCUGGGUUGGCGUCCUAUGUAGCUGGCCAAAUCGAUCGCUCGUUGAGCUGGAAGGACGUGAAGUGGUUGCAGACGAUCACUUCCAUGCCGAUUUUAGUCAAAGGGGUUCUCACGGCGGAGGACGCUAGGCUGGCCGUACAAUCUGGUGCCGCUGGCAUUAUUGUGUCCAACCAUGGAGCUCGUCAGCUCGACUACGUUCCUGCUACCAUCAGUGCUCUAGAAGAGGUUGUGAAAGCUGCUCAGGGACGAAUUCCUGUUUUUCUCGAUGGCGGUGUUCGUCGUGGGACCGAUGUAUUCAAGGCUCUAGCUUUGGGAGCUUCUGGCGUAUUUAUUGGGAGGCCUGUGGUGUUCUCUUUGGCUGCCGAAGGCGAGGCCGGUGUGAGAAAGGUCCUCCAGAUGCUUCGCGACGAGUUCGAGCUCACCAUGGCGUUAAGCGGAUGCACCUCGCUCAAAGAUAUCACUCGCAACCACAUUAUCACCGAGUCCGACAAGUACCGCACCGUAUCCAGGUUAUAAUUAAGCCACCAAAAUAACCACCAUUCAUUCCUCUGUAACAAAAGAGCUACAUAUAAUCUCUUGGUUAUGAAUGGACUUUAAUUAUUCGAGUGAAGGAAAUUGAGUGGAUUCCAGGGACCCUAUCUACAAGUUUCAACUGAUGACAAUGGAACAUACUUUUAUUAACUGAUUGGCAUCAGUCAUGAAAUUUGAUGUAUAUUCUUCUGAUUACAUAUUGAAAUGCAUAAGUUAAUGUCAGCUUCUGUUGAAAUA
Messenger RNA from Ananas comosus (pineapple), 1356 nucleotides. RefSeq names its product peroxisomal (S)-2-hydroxy-acid oxidase GLO1. Gene Ontology annotation, molecular function: oxidoreductase activity; FMN binding. Bases 1 to 1104 code for a protein of 367 amino acids. The record is from RefSeq and is a predicted model, not a curated record. Lineage: Eukaryota; Viridiplantae; Streptophyta; Magnoliopsida; Poales; Bromeliaceae. Gene Ontology annotation, cellular component: peroxisome. The transcript is spliced from 11 exons.